Daphnia carinata is the source of this 1993-nucleotide messenger RNA. Its product is annotated as protein Wnt-11b-2-like. Gene Ontology annotation, biological process: multicellular organism development; canonical Wnt signaling pathway; neuron differentiation. Gene Ontology annotation, cellular component: extracellular region. NCBI's taxonomy places the organism in Eukaryota, Metazoa, Arthropoda, Branchiopoda, Diplostraca, Daphniidae. The transcript is spliced from 8 exons. Bases 501 to 1784 code for a protein of 427 amino acids. The record is from RefSeq and is a predicted model, not a curated record. Gene Ontology annotation, molecular function: cytokine activity; frizzled binding.
AGGUGUACACGAGCCCAUUCACGAUGUUUGCUCGCUCUAAGUCAUUUUUGUCCGUAUUUUCAAUCUAGUUCUUUUCUCCUUCUUUGUCUUCUCGUUUCAUUUAUUGUUUCUUUUUUUGGUUGGGUUAAUUGCAUAGUCUCUGCUUGCUUUGUAUGAGCGAUGUGAGAACGACGUGGGCAAGGGCGGAACCGAUGUGAUUGAUCGAUCUCGUUUUCACAAGAACUUCUCGUACACUAUUCCGAGGAAAAACAAUUCGAGUGAACAGGUGGGCUGCUCGGUGUGCGGCAAUCUUUGUUCCGGCCACCAAAACCACACCGUUCUCUUCUGUUUGUUCCCUCACAGAAAAAGGCAAAGAAGAGGUUGAAAGUUACAAGAGGCCUCUCAGUCAGACUCGAUCCGCCAUCAAAGCAUCGUUUCAGUGUUGCGUUUUUAUUUCCCCUUUCUUCGACCGGCUCCGAAUGAUCAACACUCGAUUCGAUUGAUACAUCGUUUUGUUGGUCAUGGAUGGCCGUACAUUGAUUUGGCAACUAGUUGUUUGCCUACUGGUAGUCAUACCACCUUCGGCUGCUUCCAUCAACUGGAUAGGUUUACACAGACACUGGGACAUUGGUAUUUGGAAUUGGACUUCCCUAAAUACCAGUCGGUACACAAGCAAUGUCAAAUCAACUUGCUGGGCAGCUGCACGUCAGAAACUGUUGACAAAAGAGCAAGUGAAAAUAUGCUUGCAGCAGCCUGCAUUGAUGCUCUCCGUUUGGGAGGCGGGCCAGUCCGGCAGCCAGGCCUGUCGACAAGCCUUUGCCGACCGCAGGUGGAAUUGUAGCUCGGUCGAUUUCCUUCCGCGCAAAACACCCGAUCUGUCCCGAGGUACGAGAGAGCAAGCUUGGGUGUAUGCACUAGCUUCAGCCGCAUUGACUCGUAUCGUUGCACGUGGAUGUUCCGCCGGUAUUUUCAAGCAUUGCGCAUGCGGAUCGUUCCCGCGCCAUCCACCGGAUGGCCAAUUCAAAUGGGGUGGUUGUGGUGAUGACAUCAAAUAUGCUAAACAUUUCACGAAAACAUUUACUGAUGCACCUUUGAAGCGAGCGAAUCGCAAGUCGGAUGUCACUUUUUCGCGCGCCUCUGACGAGAGCAGUUCUCCCUAUGGUCAGUUGGAUUCCUCUUCUACCGUACAACAAUGGAAACAGCCUCAUGUAAUUUCAGCAAUCAACAUGCAUAACAACCGCGUCGGACGUAAAGUGGCUGAACAAAGUCUACACACGCAAUGCAAGUGCCACGGCGUUUCUGGUUCGUGCCAGAUCAAAACCUGUUGGCGGUCACUUCCACCAAUAGGCGAAAUCGCCAAUCGGAUGAAAACAUUGUAUGGAUUGGCAGUGGAAGUAACACCCCGACGGCCGAACGACAUGCGACGGCGAAGUGCCGUUGCUUCCGGACGUUUGGCUGUUUUAACAGCCAUCCAACAUCAUCAUCCUCAAGCACCCCCAGUUAUGAUGGCCUCUACUGCUGUCCGAGAUGGUGGUUUCAGCGAGCAUGAUCUCAUCUACAUUACCAAAUCACCUGAUUUUUGCCGACCAGACAAAAAAUCUGGCAGUUUGGGUACCUCCGGCCGAACGUGCAACGCUACCCUGGAAAAUAGCAGCGGGAGUUGCGCUUCGUUAUGUUGUGGUCGUGGUUACUUCAAAGUUUUCCGCCAGCAAGUCGAGCGUUGCAACUGCAAAUACAUUUGGUGCUGCACGCAGGUUCGCUGUCAAACAUGUCGACGUCAAGUUGAAGUACACGUUUGCAAGUAGCAUGGCUAAAUAUCAUCUUCAACGAAUCCUAAAAUAUUUACCUUAAAAUUCUUCUACAGUAUUUUCUUUUUCAUUCUAAUAUGAGUUCGUCAAUCCAUUUUUGUGUAGUCUAUGCUCUUAAAGAGUUUAUUUGAAUAGUGUAAUGUUCAAGUACAUCAGAACUAAACUGAUUAACUCCAAUUUUUAGUUACACACCACAGUAUGAAUUG